GUCAGAAUGGAGUGUGACAGGCACCGCACGCGCCCUGUCACGGGGGGCGUGCCUGCGGCCCGAGACACUGCGACUCGCAUCCGCCACCGACCACGACGACGUCCGCGACAAUGUCCACGCCCGACCAGCAGGCCCAGCUGCUCUUCCCCCCGAAUGUCCAGUACAACGCCUCGCGUAUCUACUCCAUCAAGUUCCUCUCGUCGUGCUUUGCCGGCGCCGUUGCAGGCGUCCUCGGGCUCGAGAACAGCCUCGGCUUCGCGCUCUUCAUCCUCGCAACGCUGCUGACCUCCGCGUGUCUGUACGUCAAGUGCAAGGGAAGACCGGCGAAGUACAUCCCCGGUGGUUGGUGGGAGCUCGUGAAUCCUGGCCAGGAGAACAUCUCCUCGUUCAUCCUCGUGUGGACGCUAUUCUAUGGUAUAGUGCACGUCUACGAUUGACCCUCUGCACCCUGAUUCCAGCGCAGUCGAGUCCGCAACCUGUAUAUGUCAGGCCCUUCCACGAGCUCCGGCGAUACACAGCGUGGUGUCCGUAUCUUGUGGCGCUACUAAACAGAAGGUCACUGUGCAGGAUUCCAGCUUCCUGUGGCCUGAGGCCUGAUCUGUCGGUUUGUCCGAUCGGUCUACGGCCCACGACGUCCUUCGCAUGCCAUGUGUACUCUGCCGAAAUUAUCGAGCGCGAGACGAAGCUCGCGUCUUCGACUUCGCGACCCUUGCUGUACAGGUAUCUUGCCUACAUUGAACAGGUAUGCGAUCGUAUGUACACGAUCUGUCAAGAACAGGAGUCUCCGAGUUUCGGGGUGAUGGCGCUCAAUCGACCACCUCUGUUCCUAUUC
Messenger RNA from Rhodofomes roseus, 832 nucleotides. Its product is annotated as Rab5-interacting protein-domain-containing protein. The record is from RefSeq and is a predicted model, not a curated record. Gene Ontology annotation, biological process: protein folding in endoplasmic reticulum; autophagosome assembly. Lineage: Eukaryota; Fungi; Basidiomycota; Agaricomycetes; Polyporales; Fomitopsidaceae. The coding region runs from base 111 to 437 and encodes 108 amino acids. Gene Ontology annotation, cellular component: endoplasmic reticulum; EMC complex; membrane. The transcript is spliced from 4 exons.